Messenger RNA from Naegleria lovaniensis, 4008 nucleotides. RefSeq lists its product as uncharacterized. Gene Ontology annotation, cellular component: transcription elongation factor complex. Gene Ontology annotation, biological process: mRNA transcription by RNA polymerase II; transcription elongation by RNA polymerase II; positive regulation of transcription elongation by RNA polymerase II. Lineage: Eukaryota; Heterolobosea; Eutetramitea; Acrasida; Naegleriidae. Gene Ontology annotation, molecular function: nucleosome binding; DNA binding; histone binding. The transcript is spliced from 3 exons. The coding region runs from base 1 to 4008 and encodes 1335 amino acids. The record is from RefSeq and is a predicted model, not a curated record.
AUGAGCAGCAAUUUUAUUGAAGAGGAAGCUGAAUUGGAUGAGGAAGAAUUGCAAGAAAAACAACUCCGACAUGAUGACGAUGAAGACAGUGAAGAGGAAAAUGAAACCGGUGAAGAUCUUGACGCCUAUGAAAAAGACGAUUUUAUUGUGGAUGAUGACGAAAUUGAUGAGGGAGAGCAAGUACCGCCUCCAAUCGAUCAAGAGUCUAAUUUGCAUAAACGAAAAACUCACCCAUCAAAGAAGAAGAGAAAAUUCAAGAGGUUGAAGAAGGGUGAAGAAAACCUUCUAUCCAAAGAAGUCAGCGAUCUUGUUCAACAACAACAGCAAGAAAACGAGCCGGAAGCUGGGGACAUGGAAGAUGAUUAUGGAGAAGAUGAGGACGAAGACGACAGGUUUAUUGACGGAGAUGAUCAAGAGGAUGAUAUUUUCGGUACUGACGAGGAAGAAGAGGACUAUCUUCCUGUUGAAGAAGAAGAGGAACGUAAAUAUACUCUCAAAGAUAUAUUUGGAGCCGAUUUGUUGAAAGAAAAGUUUUUAACUGAAGAGGAUGAAGUCAUAAGAAAUGAAGACGUUCCCGAAAGAAUAUCACUUAGACAAGGUAUUAGACUUUUGGAUCCUGAUGAAUUGUAUAAUGAAGCAUGUUGGAUUUAUUCAAAAGUUUUUCAAAGUCAUGCCGAAUUGCAUAUGGAAAGAUAUAGAAAGUAUAUUGAAUAUGAUUCUAACAGAUUUGAUAGUCUUAAAAAUUUAUUUGUUGAAACCAUUGUCAAGGUUCUCAAGUUUAUUCUUCAAAUGAGAUACGACAUUCCUUAUAUUUCUCAAUACAAGAAAGAAGAGUUUGAACAUGUCUUACAAGUUGAGGGCAAAUUCAACGACAAGGAUUUGUGGAAAAUACUUGAAUGGGAUGAAAAAUGGUGUGUUCUUCAAUCCAAAAAGAAAAAGCUAAAGAGUCUUUACGAUAGCGCAAAGACACUAAUAGAUCCCUAUUAUUUAUCUCAAUUGGAUUAUUGUGAUAGCAUCGAUUAUAUCAAUGACCUUCAAUUGCACUUCACUUCUAUUCUAAGUGAAGACUCUGAGGUUCAAAUCGGUGAGUACAAAAGACCAAAGAAGAAAGACACAUAUUCUUUGGCUAAGCGAGAAGGAUUAGCUCCACUAGCGAAUAGAAUGGCUUUAUCUUCUCAACAAUAUGCAGAAAACCUUUCAAACGAAGUUGCUGUUCACGAACCUGAGGAUUAUCAGCAAGAUCCUAUCAAGGCAGCGGAAGAAUUCAAAACAGCAAUUUUUGACUCUGAAGAGAGCGUUCUUUCUGCUACUAGACAUUACUGUGCCUAUCAAAUUGCACAUGAGCCAAGGAUUCGUGACAUUGUUCGCUCAAAAUUCGAGAACCACGCCACAAUCAAAAUCAAGCUAACCAAAAGAGGAAAGGCUCUCAAAUCCGUGGAGGAUACAGAAGAUGUAGAAUCAAGCUUCCUUUCUCUAUUUAGAGCACGUGAUAGACAUAGGGAAAACAUUUUCACUCAACAAGAUGAUGAAUAUACCACUCACAUUCAUUACUUGAACGAAGAUCCAGAAAUUUAUUUGAGAAUUGUGAAAUAUGAAACUCUAGGUUUUCUCAAGAUGUCACUGUAUUUAGAAGAUAGAUACUUUGACGAUUUAUUCAAAGCAAGUGAUCUAUAUUUGAGUCAAAAGCAUUCACAACUAGCAACAUCCUGGAAUGACCAUAGACUCAAGAUCAUUGAGGAGGCAAAAGGCAUUCUAAACAGAUCCAUCAAUUCAACUGUAAAAAAUAACCUAAAAGAAAAAGCUUGUGAAAAAAUUUGUGAGCUCUGUGAAGACAAGCUAACUCAAAUGCUAAUGGAAGGACCUUAUGAUCUCAAAUCGGAUAGCCCAUUUAAUUACAAAGACUUUGUUGAAGAUUCUAAGCCAAGACCAACCAAGUGCAAAGUUCUAGCCUGCAUACCUGGAGGUGAAGAAAAAGAAAGAACAACCUGGGUGAUGCUAGACGAAAAUGGUGCUAUGAUCGACAAGAAGAUCUGGCCAAUUGGUCAUCCAUUUCAAACUUCAAAAACCAGCGAGCACGAUAAAGAAGUUUUGGAUUCGAUGAAGAGAGACCUGAAAGAUUUAAUUAAUGCUCAUCACCCUAAGGUUAUUGCUCUUGCAACUUGUGGAGGACUUAUCUUUAAGAAAAUAAGAGAGGCUAUUUGUGAGGACUUUGUCUCAAGGUUAGACUUUCUUAAAGAGUCUCAAAUAGACGUUCAGAUUGUUCCUGAUGACUUGGCGAGAAUAUAUGAAAACUCGGAACGUGGUAACAAAGAAUUUCCCAACGAGAACAACGUCGUUAAAAGAGCCAUCUCUGUUGGUCGUAGAUUGAGAGAUCCCCUAACAGAGAUUGCUGGCUUCUUUAACCAACAAGAAAUCUUAUGCUACAGAUUCCAUGACUUACAGGAUGUUGUACCAAAAGAACAACUUGUACGAUCUUUGGAGAAAUCUUUUGUUAGAGUGGUGAAUCGAGUUGGAGUUGAAAUUAACAGAAUCAUUAAUCAUCCACAGCUUCAAUCAGUACUCAAGUUUGUGAGCGGCCUUGGACCAAGAAAAGCAGAACUGAUUCUGAAUAGAAUUAAGCAGCAACAUGAUGAGCCAUACAUUGUAGAUCGAGAAUCUGCUUCUACUCAAUUACUUUCAGAUCAAAAGAAUGUUGCAUUGAAUUGUUUGGGAUUCUUAAUCGUUCGUAAACCUCCAAAUAUUUCGUUUGAAGAUGAUCACGCUAGACAGUUUAAGAUUAUUGACGCUACUCGUGUUCACGUGCUCUCGUAUCAUCUUGCGAAAAAGAUUGUAGAAGAUGCCUUGGAAACAGAGAAUUUGAAACUUGAAAAGAUUCACAAAAUAUUUAAAAAACCAUCUCUGCUCGACGAACUGGAUUUGGACACUUAUGCCGACGAGCUUGAGAAGAGAGGUUAUGGAAAGACCCGUAUUACAUUAAAAGAUAUUAAGGAAGACCUCAAGCAUCCAUUCAAAGAUCCAAGAAGAGAUUUCAAGUCCAUAAACAAGGACGACAGAAAAGUAUUUGAACUUGUUACAAACGAAAAUGAUCUCACACUACCUAAAGGAAAGCAAGUGUUAGCUACCGUUGUAGGCGUACAGGAUAACAUUUUAUUUUGCAAACUUGAUAAUGGUCUCUACGGGGUGGUUAUUCGUCCCAACUUAGAUUUUCAUAUUGACAAAUUUCAAGACUAUUUUAAGGUGGGAGAGGAGCGAUACUUUAAGAUCAGAGAGAUUGUUUACAAAGAGUUUAAGGUUCAACUUAGUCCAGUAGCAUCAGAACUUCCUUUCAACAAAAAAGAAGUAGACCAAGCUACGAAUAUCAAGACAGGUGCUCCAUCCAAGAAGCGUUUCCACAGACAAAUCAAUCACGCAGCAUUUAGAGAUUUUGACUAUGCUCAAGCUGUAGACUUCUUGGCUGAAAAGGCACCAGGUGAAUUAGUUAUCAGACCCAGUAGUAAGGGUUAUGAUCACUUGGCCAUUACGUUCAAGUUCGGAAAUAACCUUUACAUUAAUUAUGAUGUCGAGGAGGAGAAGAAAGGAAAAGAUAUUAAUUCUCUCGGAAGUACUCUCAAAGUCAAUGGAAAGGUCUUCUCUGAUUUGGAUGAAGUAAUUUAUUACUGUGUUGAAAAUUUGAUGGACUAUACCAAUCAAUUGAAAUCAAGCAGCAAAUACUUUGAUGGAAACAGAGAUGAUGUUAAAAACAUUCUAAGAGAGGAAAAGAAAAAAAAUCCAAAGAUUAUUCCUUACAGAAUUGUCAUGAGUACCUCAAAGCCAGCUAAAUUCUAUAUCUAUUACUUGCCUGGCAAGCACACAGUGCUAGAAAAGUCUUUCACUGUCACACCAGAUGGCUACUAUUACAGCAGCAGACAAUUCAAAGAUACUGUCAAGCUUAUCAAUGCUUUCAAGCAUUCGUGCCAAACUUACGAAGCUAAACAAACCAAUCAACCAAGCGCAGGUGGUUGGGAGUAA